CAAAGCUGAAGUUAGCUUCAGAUUCGUAGAGCCCGAUUUGUGGAUAAGGAUUCGUGCGGGGAAGUUAAAGGAGACGAAUCUGAAACCAACUUCAGCCUCGCUCCACAGUCUGUUGUGUAAUCUACUUCGACCGAGUGGUCAACUGAAUAAACUGAAGGCAGAAAUACACGAGAGUGACGGGGGCUCUAAAUUAGCUGUCUGAGCUAACUGUCAAGGAUCUUUGGAUAACAACUCGACAACAUGCUCGCUCGGUUGCUAUUUAACCUCCUCAACAAACACCAUGUCGUUGAGAAGUUGGCAGAUUCUCGUCCGAUUCGCAGGGCCGCCCAGAUCACAGCCUACUUCAUCACCAAGGCUCAGAUAGCCGGCCGGGACGCCUCUCAGCGGGUCUUGCGGUCACAGACGCUACGGCAGGUCCGGGACGAGGCAGGCAAAGCACCCGGCGGUGACCUGGGAGAGAUGGCCAGCCGCCUCAAGAGAGUCAGAGAGACAUUUGUGAAUGAAGUGAAGGAGGGAUGGAAGGACGGCUCCAGACAGAUCAAGAAGUGAAGAGGACAUGCUGGAUGUAGGAUGUCAAAGAGACUGGGAAUACACUGAUAACUUUACUUUUGUGUCUGGUGAUUGAUAAGCUACAUAUGAAUGGUACCCUUUGGACAUUGAUCAAGUUCACUAUGAGUAAUGGUGGUUUUUAACAUAUAUGGCGAGAUAACUUAUGAUAAACGGUGGUUAAACUAAAUACAUUCAUUGUAUCACAUUUCUGAGAAUGAAGGGACAGUUAAAGUGUUUUAUCUUUCAGAAAACCUGUGGAAAAGUAGGAACAUUGGAAGUUUGGAUUAGUGUAGAAAUGUUAAUUGCUCUUUUCUUAAGCAAGUUGACAAUUCAAUAGUGAAUUAAUUACACUAAGUCAUUUCAAUAAAAACACAAGUGGAAUGGCCUUUUAUUGACGGCCUCUUCACAUUAAUCUGUGAUACAAAACCAUAAUUACCUGUUGUUUCCAUUUGCCUCCAUGGAUGUGCACUGUAAAACCAAUCCUUCCGAAAAGAUUUUAUUGAUCUGGAAAUUAAAUUGUCUUGGUAAAUAAUUUGAUUGGUCAAAAUGUACAUAUAGAGAAAGUUGUUAUGCAUAGACAAGGAAUACACGUGUUUAUUCUGACUAUAAAUAAAGAGUCUAAUUUAUGAAAGCUCUGUUAAUGCUAGUGUUAAUUGAUAUUAUUUGCUAUUGACAUGGACAUAACGCAAGUUAAAGAAUGAAAGAAAUUCAAAUAAUAUUUUGGAGGGUUAAAUUAGAUCUUAAAAAAUCUAUAUGAAUGUGAAUGCAACAACUGAGGUCAAGAUUGGGGUGUGGUAGCCUAGUGCCCUGGUGGUAGGCCUUCCAAACCAGAAGGUCGUGAGUUCAAUAUUAGGGCUGCUACCAUUCCAUGAGCAAGGUACUUAACCCUGUAUUUAGUUAACUAUGUCACUCUGGAUGAGAGCCUGUAAUGUAAAAAAGGUCAAGUGUCUGGUUUGCAGAGUCUUUCAAAGUUGUAACCUCAUAGUUAAUUUGCUUUAACAGCGACAGAGAUAUGCUGGAAAGAAUAUGAGAGAUAAGAAGA
Molecule: messenger RNA, 1591 nt
Organism: Cottoperca gobio
Lineage: Eukaryota; Metazoa; Chordata; Actinopteri; Perciformes; Bovichtidae
Gene: ncbp2as2
Exons: 2
Coding region: 241-549 (102 amino acids)
Source: RefSeq, a predicted model, not a curated record